CUAAAAAUUGUGACUUUUGUUUCUCGAUCGGUUCAAAGGUGUCAACUUGGAAGCAAUGGACACAUGGUUGGUUUCUCAGAAGAAGGUUUUGUUUGAAUUCCCAGUAGGUCUUAGGGUCGUUGCAGUUGAUCAUGACCCCACUAUUCUUGAUAACAUUCUUAAUAUGUGUUCUCGAUGCCACUAUCGCGCUGUGGCAUACUCUGAUGCCUCACUUGCUAUUUUGCGAGGAAACUCUGGAGUCAAAAUCAACCACCAAAAAAACAAGAUUCUGAAUUUGUUUCUUAUGUUCUUGAUGCAAUAGCGAGGGGCCAAGAAAAGAUCGGUACAAAUUUCAAAGAAUCUGAUUCCGAUGAACUGGAUGAUUCUUUUGCACCCCCUACAAAGAAACCCCGUCUAAUGUGGCGACAAGAAUUGCAUCAACAAUUUGUCGAGGAUGUUAUGCAAAUUGGACUUGAUAAGGCAAAGCCAAAAAGGAUUGUUGAAGCUAUGAAUAUCCCUGGUUUGACAAGAGAGCAAGUAGCUAGUCAUUUGCAGAAACAUAGACAUGAGUUGUUGUUGAAUACAUCUAAAGGAGUGACAUUGCAACAGAAUGAGAAGACAUUGUCAAACAACAUAGAAUCCAAGAGAAGGGAAGGUGCAUAUGGAAGGUUUGACUUAACAGCUUUUGGUGAUACCAGCCAUCUUUCUUAUGCUGCCCUUCAUCCUGAGGAACGAAUGGAAGACCAAUGGCCUUACUAUUCCCUUGCAUAACAAAAUGUAGCAUUGAUGUUAAUUCAGAUUUUUUUAUACUAUAUUGUAAAAAUUAUGAGUACAGAAUUUCACU
Messenger RNA from Glycine soja, 823 nucleotides. RefSeq names its product two-component response regulator ARR14-like. The record is from RefSeq and is a predicted model, not a curated record. The transcript has 4 exons. Lineage: Eukaryota; Viridiplantae; Streptophyta; Magnoliopsida; Fabales; Fabaceae. Gene Ontology annotation, cellular component: nucleus. Bases 397 to 750 code for a protein of 117 amino acids. Gene Ontology annotation, molecular function: DNA binding; DNA-binding transcription factor activity. Gene Ontology annotation, biological process: regulation of DNA-templated transcription.